Messenger RNA from Suricata suricatta (meerkat), 3899 nucleotides. It is a transcript of the gene ANGEL2, whose product is annotated as angel homolog 2. The coding region runs from base 290 to 1858 and encodes 522 amino acids. Lineage: Eukaryota; Metazoa; Chordata; Mammalia; Carnivora; Herpestidae. Gene Ontology annotation, molecular function: mRNA 3'-UTR binding; 3'-5'-RNA exonuclease activity. The transcript has 9 exons. The record is from RefSeq and is a predicted model, not a curated record. Gene Ontology annotation, biological process: 3'-UTR-mediated mRNA stabilization.
GCUCGGCCGACGGGGUCCGGCCCGGGCCCGGAGCGAUCGGUCGCCCGCGGGGCUCGUGCCUUCCCGACCUGGCUGGGGCUUGGGGCCCCGGCCCACUUCCCCCAGUCCUGCCCCCGAGCCAGCCUGAGCCCCCGCCCCGGUCCCCGUCCUCCUCCCAGGCCUCAGCACCCGCCGGCAGCUGAGCGUCCGCGGGGAGGCCGCUGGUCCGCAGUAGGUCCAGGGGUGGCCUGACCCGGAGAGAGGCGCGCGCGUCGCACGCACGCCUGGGGGUUGGUUUGCGAUAUACCCCAUGUUUUCCCAUCACCAGAAGAGUCUGGGCAGAGACUGGACUACACCGUGGGAGAAUCUGCAAAGGUGUUGCUGGAACAGACAUAUUUCUAGUUGUAUGAGGUGGCCCGGACAUUAUUCUCGUGCUCCUUACCCAUACUUCAGUAGUAGGCAUUUUUCACUACAUUGGAGACCAUCUUGUUUGUUUGAGUCUAGAACUCCGUUUCAGUACUGGAACUGGAGACCUGACAGCCUGAGCCACACCUCUUUGCUUCAUCUCUCUAGUUACAUCAUGAACUCUGAGGGAGAUGAGCCUUCAUCAAAACGAAGAAAACACCAAGGCACAAUACAACGGCAUUGGGAAUAUAUAUGUAACCAUAAUAAGGACAAGACGAAGAUCCUAGGAGACCAAAAUGUUGACCCCAAAUGUGAAGACAGCGAUAACAAGUUUGACUUUUCGGUGAUGUCCUAUAAUAUACUUUCACAAGAUUUAUUGGAAGACAAUUCACAUCUCUAUAGGCACUGCCGGCGGCCAGUUUUACACUGGAGUUUUAGGUUUCCCAAUAUUUUGAAAGAAAUUAAACAUUUUGAUGCAGAUGUACUUUGUUUGCAAGAAGUUCAAGAAGAUCAUUAUGGAGCAGAGAUCAGACCAAGUUUGGAAUCUUUGGGUUAUCACUGUGAAUACAAGAUGCGGACAGGAAGGAAACCCGACGGCUGUGCCAUUUGCUUCAAACAUUCCAAGUUUUCCCUCCUGUCAGUGAACCCAGUGGAGUUCUACCGCCGGGAUGUCCCUCUGUUGGACAGAGACAACGUGGGCCUAGUGUUACUCCUGCAGCCCAAACUUGCAAGCGCUGCCUCGCCUGUGAUCUGUGUAGCUAACACACACCUGUUGUAUAACCCAAGGCGGGGGGAUAUUAAGCUGACCCAACUGGCGAUGCUUCUGGCAGAGAUUUCCAGUGUUGCCCAUCAGAAAGACGGCAGCUUCUGCCCUAUCGUCAUGUGCGGUGACUUUAAUUCUGUUCCCGGUUCUCCACUCUAUAGUUUCAUAAAGGAAGGGAAAUUGAAUUAUGAAGGACUCGCCAUCGGAAAGGUAUCUGGCCAGGAACAGUCUUCACGGGGACAAAGAAUUUUAUCUAUUCCAAUUUGGCCCCCAAACCUGGGUAUCUCACAGAACUGUGUGUAUGAGGUACAGCAGUUACCAAAAGUAGAAAAGACAGACAGUGAUCUGACACAAACAGAGCUGGAUAAAACAGAGGUCCUAGUGACGGCCGAAAAAUUAUCUUCACAUUUACAACACCAUUUCAGCUUGUCGUCUGUUUAUUCACAUUAUUUUCCUGACACUGGAAUUCCAGAAGUGACCACUUGUCAUUCCCGAAGUGCCAUAACUGUGGAUUAUAUUUUCUAUUCUGCUGCAAAGGAAGACGUCGCUGGGCAGCCAGGAGCUGAAGUUGCUCUGGUUGGUGGCUUGAAACUUCUGGCCAGACUAUCCCUUCUUACGGAACAAGACUUGUGGACUGUCAAUGGACUCCCAAAUGAAAAUAACUCCUCCGAUCAUCUGCCUUUAUUGGCUAAGUUCAGACUCGAGCUGUGACUCUUCUUUGAUUACAUAAAUACUUUUGUGUCCAGUUUAUAUUCUUUUUCAAAAAGUGUAAAAUAGUUCUUGAGAGCCUGCAUGUUUAUUUUUGUGCUGUGGAGUUUCGGAAGAGGUUCUGUUAAAUGCUUGAAACAGAUGUCCGAAGAAAUAUGUUUACAACAAUUUCCUUUGUAAUAAUGAAAACAUAUUUUCCUGCCAAGUGUGAUCUAAACACUCCUUAUUGUAAAAGAGUUGUAAAUAUUUUUUAUUCUAAACCCCAGUAAAGUUGACAGUGAUUUUUAAAUAUCGUGCAUCCUCUUUAGUUAGUACAGAAUUUCACUUGAUGUUUCUGGCAAGCUUUAAAGUGGAUCCAAAGUAUCCUUGAGCUCUUGCAAACCACAACUCAUUUCCCUUCCGGAAGGCCUGAUUUCAUUGUGCAGACCAUCUGUCUGUCAAGUCCUAAUUCAUCUCCGAAAUCACUGGGCCGUUCACAAGUGUCCAGCCAACCAUUGUAGUUUGGUUUUGAGGGGGCUUAAUAGUGCUAAAGUUGUACAAAUUGCUUAAUCCAUCCUAUUACUCUCCUGAGCCAUGUAAUAUGUCUACAUUUUGUUGGGAAAUGUAGUGGAUGAGUUUUAUACAUGCCCUCUUUUUUCCAUCCUGUGAAACAGACCACCCAGCAUGCCAGAGAGAGGCAGAGACUGGGUUAUAACGCCUUCAUUUGCCCGGCAAUUUUUUUUUCCCCUUUUUUCUAUUAAGUUCCAGGAAGAAAUCCCUAGUUUGGGGGAGAGACUUUAUUUUUCUGAACCAGUUCUGUAGAAAUUUAUUAUAUAAGGAAGCUUGUUUUUAGAACAGAGUGGCAGCUAUAAGAUUAUUUUGGUUUUGCCUCAGAUAUUUAGGAAGCCCACAAAACUAGUGGGGAGAUACCGACUUGGAGACCUAAUACUCUCAAGUAGUAAUUUUAACUGUCUUAGUGGCUUUGUUUCUAAGAUGUUAGUUACUUUUUCUUUUAUCACGAGGCCACAGUGUACGAUGGUGCUGACCUUUUUUUUGUAAAGUGGUUAAGAGCAGUUCUAAUGAGUCCCAGAGCUGGCACUAUGUGAAUGUUUGAAUCAAAAGUUUGAAAACUGAAAAAGUAGAAAUGUCCCCUUUUUUGAGACAUUAGGAUCAAAGAAUUAUGUGUGUUUUCACUAAGUAGUAAUUUUAUAUUUGAAUUCCACUGAAUUAUGAAAGUUUUUACAGUGAGCGUUCCUCGUAGAAUGACUGUCCUGAAAUUAGAAAGCUGUAGUUCCUCCAAGUGCUGGACUUAAAAGGGUUUUGUAGGAAAGUAUACUGACUACAGUUAUUAUAAGAAAAUAAAUCAGAUGACUACCCCAACAAGGCGUGUGGGUUAUAAGGAUUUGCCUAGUAAAAACUGUAAUCAAGUAUUUUUAAAUGUUUAAUUUCUCACUUUUUUGGGUUUUUACUUAUAGUAUUACCUGUAGUUCUAAGAUUUUCUACAUUUGCUAGUAAUAGUUUGCAGAAUAUUCAAUGUUCUAAUUAGAUAUUGUUGCUGUCAAAGAAUAAUAGUGUAAUUAGUCCCUUUUAAAAUGAACUGGGGAAAGAGAAAGAAAAUUCAUUAAGUACUGCUUUGUGUUACGUGAGUUUAUUAACAAAUAAUUUUGUGUAUAGGUCAUUGUUGACAAACUAACAUCCCUGAAAACCUCUGUGAAGAUUUAAUGUUUUACAUCCUGAUUCAAUAUAUUGAUUUUAAGCCCUUUUCACAUGCUUCACUUUGUAAAAUUAAUCCAUAAAACUGCUUUCUACUUUAGCCUUUAAAGUGUAGUAGUAUUUUGUGAACCGGCCAUCAAUGUAACCUUCCCACGGUUUUUAAAGCUGCACUAAAAUUAAUGAUCUGUUCGUCUACUUCUGACGGUCAGAAGAUUUGGGACCGCGGCUGGAACCCUGUGUUUAUGUGCCAGCAGCCAAAUCCCCCGCAGUCCGGAGCGCUGUACUCUCCAAGUUGUAAAAUGGAAAGAGAUACUGCUGAGUAAUGAAACUUUGGUUUUACUUUACCUUUUGA